AUGUACCCCAUCUGGGUUGCUUUGGACGAGACCGGACGAAGUAUCGAGGAGAACUGUGCUCACUACACAAGUGCACCCGUCGCUCCAACUUUAAAUGGAUUCCUCUCCACCGCUGCCGGCCGAGUAUCUCAUCAUCGAAUGUUUGACGAGGACACAAGGCGACUACAAAUCACUUCGAGACUUGCGUAUCCGCCACGUAUGAGGUGA
Molecule: messenger RNA, 207 nt
Organism: Peniophora sp. CBMAI 1063
Lineage: Eukaryota; Fungi; Basidiomycota; Agaricomycetes; Russulales; Peniophoraceae
Source: the annotation of a GenBank genome assembly